Messenger RNA from Colletotrichum truncatum, 4554 nucleotides. RefSeq names its product GTP binding protein. NCBI's taxonomy places the organism in Eukaryota, Fungi, Ascomycota, Sordariomycetes, Glomerellales, Glomerellaceae. Gene Ontology annotation, molecular function: GTP binding. The record is from RefSeq and is a predicted model, not a curated record.
AUGGCAUCUUCAGAGGAACCUGUGCACCCGUUGCGCAUCUCCAAGGGCUCCACGGGCUCUCCUCCUCCCAAGGCAUCGAACCCUAUCCCUCGUGCCCUUUCAGAGCUGUCUCCUUCAGACCAUAGAAGGAACUCUCCCAGCUUUAAUCAGCAGUCCAAGAAAAUGACUCUGAACACCGACUCCUCCCCAUUCCAGUCGUCUCCAAUGGAGACCACCACCUCUCCUAGGUUGUUCUGGCAGAAGCGCAACCUGGAUUCUAUCAGUACCGAGAGCAACAGUCUAUACGGCGGCAGCCUCGGUUCACCAUCUCAGAUUCGUCGCACAUCUAUUGAACGCCUCCAAAAGGCUUCCCGCGUCAAGAACAGCAACAUCCUCGCUCUCGAGCAGAAGCAGGAGUACGACCCUACAAAAAUACCCCAGAUCGAGCGCCCUCUCGCUAAGCACCAGGGGAAUGCUUAUGGCGGAGCUGGGACGCCCCCGACGGCCAUCAUCAACGGGCUCCGGUCCUCGGAUUCUCUGAGCAGAGGCUUCGGUCACCAACGCAACAACAGCAGCAAAUCAAGCAUCCCCAUCUACAGCCCCGCUACAAGUCCGUCCAAGGCCUCUACCGCCUCAAUGCAGGCCAACCCCUCCAGCCCCCCAAAGAGCCCAGGCAAGGAGCCGACCUCUCCCAUGAAGUCUUCGCUCUCUAGAAGCAACUUCAAGAACAGCUUCGACCCCGAAACCGGUACCUGGUCGGCUGACACGUCUUUCGACGACCGUGAGCUUCCUUCUGGCAAGUCUCUGCACCGCCACGCAAAGAGCGUCACCUUCGACGCUGCUCCCCCUCAAAUCAACGAGUAUGAAAUGGCCACACCAGACAUCUCCUCCAUCGGAUCCAACUCCCGCGAAGGCAGCUUCGAAUCCAUGGAUGACGAGGACGACGAUGACGAGCACUACCACCUGGGUGAUCACGACAUUGGAGAGGACAGCUUUGAUGCUUCCCUCGAAGAUACGGACAAGACGCCUGUCGUGGGCCCCGAUGACUGGAGACAAUCUGCGGAGCGCAUGGAUGAUCCCUUUGAGAGUAGCCCCAUGCCCGAGUCCCAGCCUGGCCCACUCGGUAGACCGGAGCAUGUCCGAUCCGACUCCUCCACUUCGGAUCAUCGCCCUCUGCCACCUCUUCCCGGCAUGGGUGGCUCGCUCACCCGCCGUGACUCUCGAUCGUCGCCCGGCCUAUCGGCGACUGCCGAGAGAAUGCUGGGCGCCCAUCGCAGCCUGCCUUCCCCACCGCCGGCUGCUUCGAGCAAAUCGGAGAUCCAAAGCAUUGGCAAUGGCAAGAUGACUCUCGAGGAGCGCCUGAAGCUUAUGAUGCUGUCAGACGACCACAAGUCUGCCAGCGAGCAGCAGAGAGAGCGUCGUAUGCGACGUGGUGCGCAGCGCGACAGGUUCCAGAGUCCCUCAUCUGAGACCGAGACCGCCGAGUCGAGCAUGCUCGAGGCUGAUGAGGAAGACGAUGCCGUUGGUGACAUCUCCGCUCUUGAGGAUUAUGAGCUGCCGGAACGCAUCUCCCGCGAGUCAAUCCUCCGCCGUGCCAACACCGAGGGAAACACACAGCAGGGUGAUUACUUCUCCUCUCCUGUGCCCAGCUCCAGCCCUGAAAGAGGAAUCCCUGAGCGUCGCCUCCCUCUGCCUCUUGAUCCUGAUGUCCCUAUUCCUUCAACGGAAGACUCCAUUUUGGAUGAUGAUGAAAUAUCCGAUUUAGAAGAUGAAGAAGAAGAGGAAGGCAGUGUCAUCAUCCAUCGCGACGAAGACACAGAUGCCGAGACUGACUCCAUCACGGACUUCUAUGCUCGGUCCGAUUUGGACGAGAAUGAGUCCGACUCCGCGAGCCAUUAUUCCGAUGGACCGGCUCGUGUGCCUGAGGUCACUCAGGUCGACGAGCAUAUCCUGACGCCCCGCGCUGCCAGCCCCCAACAAGCUGCCUUCCAGUCUUUCGACAUGGGCUCCGAGAUAAGGCCUCUGGAGCUCAAGUCUGACAAGACAGGGAGCAGUUCACCCACAGAGACUCCCAUUGGGUCUCCAACUGAAAUUCCUGCCAAGGAACCAACGCCAGAGCCCGCACAGGCUGCUGAGCCUCAGGUGGAGGCGACUCCCGAACCUGAGCCCAAAGAGAAGUUCACAGAUUCUCCUGCCGACCUGAAGUCUACUUUGCCUGAGAUGAAGGAUGGAGGCAAGGAUAAUGAGUUUUCCAAGGGCCUGCAGUCGUUUAUGCUGCCGCCGCCUCCUGAGCCUACCCCACAGGACCUUGAAGACCUUCAGCCUCCACCCAAGAUGACCGACCUCCAAUCUCAGCUGCGUCCCACCACCCCUAUCCAGCAGACCUCCACAACUUUGUACGAUGGUUCUGGCUGGGGAGAACCGGAGGAUGAAUACGACGAUGAACCCGGUACUCCCGAGUCCGUCAUUCACCGUCCGAUUGAGGACUCAGAAGAAGAAGAAGAAGAAGAAUCAGAGAUGUUCGAGGAGCCCAUCCCUGCCAUCCCUGAAGAGCCCCUCGAGUCGCCAGCUAUCCCUGAGCGCCAGGCAACAAUCAAGGCCUCUGGCUCUAAGCUCAAGACCAGGCCGUCCAACACCCCAUCCGACAUCAUUGCCAUGAGGGAAGCUCGGCGUCAAGUUAGUCGCGAGGUGCCCGACAUCCCUCCUAUUCCCGAGCGCCACCGCAACAGACUCUCGAGAGAUCUCUCCGGAGCGCCCGACAUUGGUGACGAGGAGCUUAUGCAGCGUCACCCAAGCUUGAAGAAGCGCAGUCUUACUCUGGAUCUUGACUUUGGUCUCAGCCUCGACCAAGACUUUGACCGUGUCAUCGAACAACAAAAGGUUGUUUUUUCCCAACAAGUUUGUGAAGCCUCUCAUAUUGCGAGUGGCAGCGCCGAUGGACAAGCGUCCAGGCCGACCACACUCAGUCGCAAAAUCAUAACAGCAGAAACUGAAUCACAGAACGCUAACAUUGAAUCUCGAACUCAGCGCGGAUACCUUAUGCGUCAGAAUACCAAGCUUGUCACCGCCAGCGACAAGGAGUCAGAUGACAUGUGGAAGACACGAUCGGCCGGCAACUCCCCCAUUAAGACGGAUCGCCCCCAGUCAUGGAUCGUCGAGCCCUGGAACGGCAGACCCAGACAGAAGAGCAUUCGUCGUCGUGCCAACACUAGCGGGCCAGUGCCACCCCUGCCUGGACAAGAGAGCAACGCGCACACAUUGAACCCAUUAGCUGAAGAGGACUUGAACCCAGAGCUGGCGACCGAGGAGAGUGGCGAGCGCGGCAGACUCUUCGUCAAGGUGCUGGGCGUCAAGGACCUGGACCUCCCCAUCCCCCGAAAUGACCGUACCUGGUUUAGUUUGACGCUUGACAAUGGUGUCCACUGUGUGACAACUGCCUGGCUGGAGCUUGCGCGCAACGCUCCCAUCGGACAAGAGUUUGAGCUCGUUGUGCCUAAUGACCUGGAAUUCCAGCUUACUCUCAACGUCAAGCUGGAAAAGCCAAUCCCGAAGAAGGUUGUUGUGCAAUCUCCCACCAAGGCCCCCAAGCCCAAGACGUCCACCUUUAGCAGGGUGUUUGCGUCGCCCAAGAAGCGCAAGGAGAUGGAGUUGCGCGCCCGUGAGGAAGAGGAGAGACUGGCCGCACAGCAACGUGAGGCCCAGGCGAGACAGAUGAAGGUCGCUCCCACCGCCUGGGACCUGCUGUCUCCUCUCGCGGCCGAAGACGGCAGCUUCGCUCGCUCCUAUGUCUGCCUCAAGGAGCACGAGUCUCGCUGCUACGGUCGUCCUUACGUUGUUGACGUUGCCUGCUUCAAUGAGUGGGCAACGGAAGAGGCUGCUUUCGCCUCCAGCGUCAAGAGCAAGCGUGGCAACACGGCUGUUGUUCGCCGCGCUCCGUACAAGAUUGGAAAGCUGGAGCUUCAGCUCCUUUUCGUCCCCCGUCCCAAGGGUGCAACUGACGAGGACAUGCCCAAGAGCAUGAACUCAUGCAUCCGGGAGAUCAAGGCCGCUGAAGAGCGCCUUGCUAAGAACUGGGAGGGUCACUUGAGCCAACAGGGUGGCGAUUGCCCGUACUGGCGUCGCCGCUACUUCAAGCUCGUUGGCACCAAGCUGACCGCUUACCACGAGGCUACCCGCCAACCUCGUGCCACCAUUAACCUGACCAACGCCAAGCGCUUGAUUGAUGACCGUCGCGCGUUGACCGAGAGGGAGACUACCGGCAAGAACGGCCGACGCCGGAGAUCCGCCUUCGCCGAAGAAGAAGAAGGUUACAUGUUCGUCGAAGAAGGCUUCCGCAUCCGUUUCAACAACGGCGAACUUAUUGACUUCUACGCCGACACGGCUGAGGACAAAGAAGGCUGGAUGCAAGCACUCACCGAUGUCGUUGGCCGCGGGGAUGGCGGCGCAGAUGACGACGGCAGCGGAUCUCGCCACAAGGGCAAAUGGUGCGAGCUUGUCCUCAAGCGGGAGGAGGCGCUGCGACGCCGCGCCGAGGGCCGGCGGGUGCACUCGCGGACCAAGAGCACUUUCAACUAA